This is a messenger RNA of Xyrauchen texanus (razorback sucker), 1578 nucleotides long. It is a transcript of the gene tdo2a, whose product is annotated as tryptophan 2,3-dioxygenase a. The record is from RefSeq and is a predicted model, not a curated record. The transcript has 12 exons. Gene Ontology annotation, molecular function: metal ion binding; L-tryptophan 2,3-dioxygenase activity; heme binding. Bases 101 to 1318 code for a protein of 405 amino acids. Lineage: Eukaryota; Metazoa; Chordata; Actinopteri; Cypriniformes; Catostomidae.
GGUCAGUCACAAAGUCAGAAAAGAACAUAAAAUGUGCAACAAUCCUUGAAACCCCUGGUUUAGGGGGAAGGACACUUCUGCUUGCUACAUCAUUUUAGCCAUGAGUGGAUGUCCAUAUUUUCAGCAGAAAUUCUUGUCAACUAGUAAGCAGCAUUCUCAAGAAGAUGAGAAUGAUAAUGCUCAGACUGGAAUUAACAAGGCCAGCAAAGGAGGUCUUAUUUAUGGUGAUUAUCUGCAGCUGGAUAAAAUUGUGACUUCUCAGGUGCUUCAAAGUGAGCUGAAGGGAAACAAGAUCCACGAUGAACAUCUGUUCAUCGUCACACAUCAAGCCUAUGAACUGUGGUUUAAACAAGUUCUAUGGGAGCUGGACUCAGUAAGAGAAAUCUUCAUCAGUGGGCAUGUCCGUGAUGAGCGAAACAUGCUCAAAGUCAACACUCGCAUCAACAGGAUUGUAAUGAUAUUCAGACUAUUACUAGACCAAUUUGCUGUUCUGGAAACCAUGACUGCCUUAGACUUCUAUGACUUCAGGGAAUAUCUCUCACCAGCCUCAGGUUUCCAGAGUCUGCAGUUUCGACUGUUGGAAAACAAGAUUGGGGUCCCACACAACCAGAGAGUUCCCUACAACAGAAAGCAUUACCGGGACAUUUUCCGUGAUCAGGAAAGCGAGCUGCUUCUUCACUCAGAGCAGGAGUCCACUCUACUUCAGUUAGUGGAGAAAUGGCUGGAGAGAACACCAGGCUUGGAGGAAGAUGGCUUUAACUUCUGGUGGAAACUUCAAAACAAUAUUUUUGAUGGGUUCAGGAAAGAGAAAGAACAAAUAGAGCAAAAACCAGACUCUGAGAUGAAAGAAGAGAUGAUGGCAGAGUUCAUUAAACAGAGAGACAUUUUCAUAUCCCUUUUUGAUGAGAAACGACAUGAUCACUUACUAAGCACGGGUCAGAGGAGGCUGUCCUAUAAGGCACUACAGGGAGCCCUAAUGAUCUACUUUUACAGAGAGGAGCCUCGAUUUCAGGUUCCGUUCCAACUUCUGACAUCUCUGAUGGACAUCGACACACUCAUGACAAAAUGGAGAUACAACCAUGUAUGUAUGGUGCACAGAAUGAUUGGCAGUAAAGCUGGCACAGGUGGCUCAUCAGGCUAUCAAUAUCUGCGCUCCACUGUCAGUGAUCGCUACAAGGUGUUUGUGGAUCUAUUUAACCUGGCCACCUUUCUGAUUCCGAGGGAAUGGGUUCCUAAGCUGGACCCAAAUGAGCACAGCUUCCUGUACACCGCUGAAUGCUGUGACAGCUCCUACUGCAGCAGUGAUGACUCAGACUAAACAGGGAUGAAGGAAUGGAUGGACAAGACACUAUAAAAGAUUAUCAGUAUAUAAUGUUAGAAAGAGAUGCUUUAGAUGUUUCAUAAUAUCAAUCUUCUUUCUUUGUGAAUUUAAGCAUGGUGUCACCAUAAUCUCAGUGAUACUGUUAAUGCACUUGUGUAUAUUUGGUCAAUAAAAUGUAAUAUAUAUCCAUUGUAUGAGAGGCUAACUGAUUUGUAUUUUGUAAAUAAAUAUAAUACACAUAUAAAACAUAAAGAUAA